Molecule: messenger RNA, 3507 nt
Organism: Adelges cooleyi (spruce gall adelgid)
Lineage: Eukaryota; Metazoa; Arthropoda; Insecta; Hemiptera; Adelgidae
Exons: 11
Coding region: 335-2890 (851 amino acids)
Biological process (GO): lipid metabolic process
Molecular function (GO): lipase activity
Source: RefSeq, a predicted model, not a curated record
UUUCUGCUCUCCAGUAGUGUCCACACCGACGUGCGCUUCGCUCUAUAACUGCUCAAACGGAACGUCCUAAGUCUUAAUCGAUCUACGAUCUAUCGAUCGCGUUGUGCGUGUCAAAUCAUCAUCGUCGCGAGAUCAUUUUCGGUGCCGUUUGGAUCGAAAAAAAAAAAAGAACACCGGUUAAUCUCAAUACUAUUAAACGACUGGCGCACAUCUCGGUUAUCAUCAGCCAUCAUCGACGCCAUGGCACUAGCAGUGCUCGACCACGGACCGGCCAUCAUCGCACUGGGAAGUCGGUACGUCUGAAGAAUAGUGCAAACAACAGUAUACAAUCAACAUGGAUAUAAACGUUUUGAAAAAAUUAACCAGAUCCGGUUUCAUAUUGCUUCACUUUUCGGCGUUAUUGAUCGUGAAUGGGCAUGCGAAAAACAGCGGUACGAGAUGGGCCAGUGCGGAACUCGAAGCGGCCGACGAGCUAAAGGACUUGCAGAUAUACAAAUCGGUCGUACAGUCAAUGGAAGAAUGGCGACAGCGGAACGCCUCGCCUAAGAGACAAAAGAGAGCAGAAACAAAAGUAUGCUAUCCAGAAGUGGGUUGCUUCGACGAAUCCGGCCCUUACGGUUACAUAGGCACCGUGCCCAACCCACCGGACGAAGUCAACACGAGAUUCUUGCUGUACAAUUCCCGAAGGAGUCGCCGGGACACUCCCCUGCUGGACGUGGCUUUCAAGAACAUGACUUCCAUCUGGCACUGGGCCGGCAAAGCUUUCAACGUGACGGCACCCACCAAAGUCAUUGUACACGGAUUCGGAAGUUCGUGUUCUAACGUGUGGGUGUACGAGAUGAGGUCUGCGCUAAUGGACGCGGACGAUUGCAAUAUCAUCUGCGUGGACUGGGAAGCCGGAGCCAUCAUACCCAAUUACGUUAGGGCGGCGGCCAACACUAGACUGGUCGGCAAACAGGUGGCCAUGUUGAUCUCGGGCCUAGCGCUCAAAGCUAAUCUGCCCGUGGAGAACGUGCACCUGAUAGGGUUCAGCUUGGGCGCUCACGCCGCCGGGUACGCCGGUGCCGAACUCCAGAACUUGAGCCGCAUCACCGGCCUGGACCCUGCGGGUCCCCUUUUCGAAAACCAGGACCCCAAGACCCGGCUGGACUCGACCGACGCCAAGUUCGUGGACGUGAUCCACUCCAACGGCGAGAACCUCAUACUGGGCGGCCUUGGCGCCUGGCAGCCGAUGGGACACGUCGACUACUACCCCAACGGCGGGCGCAUGCAAAAGGGCUGUUCCAACCUGUUCGUCGGGGCCGUCACCGACAUCAUAUGGUCUGCUCCCGAAGUGUACGGCAGGAGUCUGUGCAACCACCGGAGGGCUUACAAGUUCUUCACGGACAGCGUGACCACGGGCUGCGCGUUCCCGGCCGUUCCCUGCGAGUCGUACGAGAAGUUCCUGGAUGGCGAGUGCUUCCCGUGCAAGGACAAGACCAAGUGCGGCACGAUGGGCUACUACUCGGACAAGUCCCCUGGUCGAGGCAAGCUGUACCUGCUCACCAGGGACGAGGAACCGUUUUGCGCGCACCAGUACAUCGCCAAAGUCUACAACUCGCCUAGUGCUCUGCCAGUGGUCAGUUAUGGCAGGAUCCAAAUCGUACUCUUCGGUCAACUCGACAUCAACGAGACGUUCACCAUCACUCACAAAGACGACGCCAAGUUGUUGUUGGGCGAUACUCUCAAGAGGAUCAUAGUGCCGCAUCCGGCUCUGCAAGACUUCGACAGGGUGCAAAUCACUUACACCGCGUACAAGGGAUGGCUGUCCAACGGAUUGGAGAAAUGGAGCAUCGACAAGUUCAUUCUGACCGACAGUUACGGCAUCAGCCAAUCGGUUUGCAAACGAGGUCUGGUCUUGGAAUCCGAUGUGCCGGUCGUGUUGCCUCUGUUUCCAGGCGACUGCAACCUGCCAGAGCUGAGCUUACAGACGAACGACAAAGGGGACGGCAUCAAAGACAAAACGGACCACGGUAACGGCCAACCCGAGUUCGGUCAGCAGCACAUCAACGAUUCGCUGAUCGACGGUUCGGCCGUUGCGGCCGCGGUGGACGCGGCCGGACACCAACUGAGCGCCACGCUGGGCGUGGGCAUCAAAGAGUACAUGAACGUGCCGUGGAUGCCCGUGUUGGACGUCGAGACGGAACCGACGGGCAACAGCCUGGACCCGUCCGUGCCGGCCGACAGGCGGGAACAUUCCGGCCGCGGGUUUACCGGCGGCAACGGUGCGUCGGCCGCCGCCAAUAACGCCACGACCGAGGACGAAUUCCCGUAUGACCAGGCGACGCCAAGGGGGGGCGGCCACAACGGUACGGCGGCCGACGAGAUCCGCGAGCCCGUGUUGCGGCCCAAGAGCCGGUUCCGCAUGUACCGAAUGCCGGACAACGGGACAGCGGCGUCCGCGAUGGCACAGCAAUCCAACGCCACCGCCACCGCCGCCACGACCACCGCCGAACGGUCGUUCAUCGUACACCUGUUGCCGCAAAAGCUGAUGAACAUGAUCGAACACGCCGAGCGGUACGCCCGCAUGGCCUUUUCGCCGUUCAUGUGGCCCGCCAAAGAGCGGACUCAGCGCGCCCUAAAAUACUUCCCGAGAUUUCUGUUCAACGACAACCAAACGUCCGAACAAGUGGUGAACGUGGACGACCAGCCCAAGAACUACAUCCCUUUGGUCUAUGAACAACAGCAGCAACCACACAACCGCCACCAGCCGGCCAUGGUUCAGACCAGAAUGAUACCGGCAAUGACUGACGACAGACCGUCCAUCGAAGAACAAGUAGACCAAGAAGAAGAAGAAGACUUAAAUUCCAAAGAUCAAGACCGACAACAAGAACCAGAAGACAUCAGAUGAUCUGAACCGGCCACGUUUAACCGACUAUACAAACGAUGGUCAACCGAUACUAUUAUUAUGUUUUUAUUUAUCAAGUUAUGUACAUAUUAAUACAAUAUAUGAUAUACAUAUGAUUAUACUAGUAAAACCGUGUAGCGAAAAGUAAAAAUAAUUUUAGUUCCUAAGAAUAUCGGUAAAAAAAAAAAAUAAUUUUACUAAACCCCCCCCCCUCCAAUGUGUGUUGUAUAAACUAUAUAGUGUGUGUGUACAUACAUAUUAUAUUAUAUUAUGCAGGAAUCCAUUCACGUUGUACAUGCAUGUUUUACAUACACAGCCACAUUUCGGAUAUCGCCUGUCGCUUUGUGCGUUAAAUGUAAAUUUGUGUUAUUAGAAGAGAGCCAAAGCAAAAUAAUAUUGUUGGUCCAACUGUUGAAAAAACAAAAUAUAUAAAAUGUCUUAUUUAUUUAAAAGUAAUAUAAAGUGUAAUAUGUAAAAAAAAAAAAAAAUGUUGUUCACAACGACCUCAUCCUUUUCCUCCACCAACUUGCGAGAACACAACACAAAUCGGAUUAACGUUACAAUAACUGCGGUCCGUAUCGUUUAACCCGUUUACUACGGAACAUCAUAUUUAUCAUUUA